AACAAAACUAAAAUAUCCACUAAAUGGACAUCAUUUGUGUCAUUCAAUGUGACUCUCAAUCGUAAACAAUGUGUGAAAUGCCGUCAAAAAUAUGAUUAAAAAGUAAUUUAAAUUUAAUUUAAAAUCCAAUCAUUGAGUGAAUGGUUUGACUAGCGAUGAGAUUCACACAUAUAUUGCGCUCAUUUAGGCCGGAGUUUGUGGGAUAUGUCCCCAAAUUUAGGGGUAAUGUCGAGAAAGGAAAGCACCGGUAUGUGCCCAAAGUGACCACCGGUAAGAAGUUAUCCCUCUAUACGAAACUGAAACACGAGGAGCAGGUCAUGAAAUACCUGUCCAAACCAUACAUCACUCAAGAACAAGAGGAGGCGUACCUGAAGUCCGUCGGCCGGACUCGACCCCAAUAUUGGGAUGACUUCCUCCGGCAACCUCUUGAGGAACCACUCAAACAGUACUUCGCCGCCGACUUCCUCGAGAGACUGGACUUAACGCGAUCUUUCGAUGAGGAGGACUAAGAGGCCAUUGGAUACGAGUCAUAGAUAUUUGUGUUUAAUUCACGAAACAUUUGUAACAUUUUUGUGUAAAAUUAGAUGAUAUUUAAGUAUAAAUGAAGUCAUAGACAAACAAAAAAGC
Messenger RNA from Oppiella nova, 627 nucleotides. The record is from the annotation of a GenBank genome assembly. Lineage: Eukaryota; Metazoa; Arthropoda; Arachnida; Sarcoptiformes; Oppiidae.